Molecule: messenger RNA, 3021 nt
Organism: Penicillium maclennaniae
Lineage: Eukaryota; Fungi; Ascomycota; Eurotiomycetes; Eurotiales; Aspergillaceae
Product: putative C6 transcription factor
Exons: 10
Coding region: 1-3021 (1006 amino acids)
Biological process (GO): DNA-templated transcription
Molecular function (GO): zinc ion binding; DNA binding
Source: RefSeq, a predicted model, not a curated record
AUGCGAUUCUCUUCAUCAAUUCUCUUGGGGCUCUACGGGUUGCUUUCGACCAGCGCCUUCACCCUGGUUCGCGGAGAGACCAACACCACCUUCAUGAAUGUGCGGGAGGACGUUGCGAAAGACUAUGAAUCCGAGGACACCAUUCCCACGACGAAAUAUUUCACGGAAUCUUCCUUCCACUAUCACUAUGAUGGCCGUUUUGCGACCAAACAAUUGCCGGACAAAGAUGUCACGCCCCAUCUCUCCGCCUUGAUACAAACGUACCUCUCAACCAUGGACUCCAUCGGUGCGGAAACCUGGAUUAUGCAUGGCUCACUUCUAUCGUGGUGGUGGAACCAGAAGCUUUUCCCCUGGGACAAUGACCUCGAUGUCCAGAUUUCAGAGCCGACGAUACAUUUCCUGGCCGAAUACUAUAAUAUGACGGAGCACCACUUCGACCUUCCCGGCGUCACGGACGGGCGUACAUACCUCUUAGAGAUCAACCCCAACUACGUUGUCCGCAGCACCAAAGAUCGACUGAACGUGAUCGACGCGCGAUGGAUCGAUAUGUCCUCUGGCCUGUUCAUCGACAUCACCGCCGUGCGAAAAGACGACGCUAAGCGGGCCAACGGCCAGAAGGGUGCCCUGAUGUGCAAAGACCGCCAUCACUACGAGGAGGACCAGAUCUUCCCGCUGCGUCAGAGUUACUUUGAAGAUGUGCCCGUCAAGAUCCCCUAUGCCUAUACGGAUCUUCUUGUGGAGGAGUACGGUUCAAGAUCUCUGUCGAACAAGAACUUCCAAGGACACGAAUUCAACGAAGAUUCCAAGCUCUGGGAGCGGUCAAUCAAAAUGGCGAAACGCUUCCUCCGACGAGGUUGGCGCGGCAAUAACGUGCCCACUCGAUCGCCGGCUGGGACUGACUGUAUCUUUCCCCCGCCCGGUCGUGCCCCGCGCAAGUCCAAACGCCCGCCCGAUGCAGAGCUUCUUUCCCGCCUUCGUCGCCUCGAGGGCGUCAUCGAGCAUUUGAGCGGGAAGAAUGCAGAGGCCGCCUCGACCUCUGUUUCGCCGUCGCAGGCUACGUCGUCGGGGUUCUCGUCUGCUGUCUCUGGUGCUACGGUUGCGACGUCGACUGCGACAGCUCCACAAUCAGCUGUAACCCCCGCGGAGUCAAAAGAGGCGACUGAAUGUCCGUUCGAAAACGACCCUACAAAGUUGAAUACUGGGAAAUUUGAAAACGAGUUUGGAAGAUUGGUUAUCGAUGAAGGAGGAGUCGAUAUGUCAGCAAUCGACUUUGGGCCAGUCGAAGAGCUACAGGAUAUUUUAGACAACUCUGAAUCCGAGGAAGAGGACUAUCCAUCUCCAGAAUCCUCUCAUUCCGGCUCUCAUGAUGGAUUCCUAUUCGGCUUUUACUCCUUGUCGCACUCUCUUCGAGAGUAUCAUCCACCGUUGACCAAGGUGUCCACUUUUUGGGAAAUCUACAAAGAAAAUGUUGCUCCCUUGAUCACCAUUAUUCAUAAGCCAACCGCAAGGAAGUUGUUGGUUGACGCGGCGCAAAACCCUGAUUCCUUGGAUAAGAAUUCAGAGGCUUUGGUGUUUUCGAUAUACCUGUCCGUCAUUGUGGCUCUGAGCCCCGCCGAAUGUCUUGCACACAUCGGAGAAGUUCGCACCCUUGCUGUCAAACGGUACCGCUUUGCAGUAGAACAGGCACUGGCGAAAGCCAACUUGCUAAACACCCAAAGUCUAGUACUCUUGCAAGCAGCGGUUCUUUUCCUGAUCUGUAUACGCAGAGAGGAUGAUUCCAAAUUCGUGUGGUCUAUGAAUUCCGUGAUCCUCCGCCUCGCUCAAGGUCUAGGUCUGCAUCGUGAUGGCACGAAUUUCGCUUUAAAGCCAUUUGAGACGGAGAUGCGCCGACGGCUGUGGUGGCAUAUUUGUCUCAUGGACAUUCGCUCCUCGGAGGACCAUGGGACUGAUCCGCUCAUUAAUGACAGCAUGUAUGAUACUCGUCUUCCGCUGAAUGUCAAUGAUGACGACAUCUAUCCAGAGAUGACGGAGACUCCCACGGAACGGGAGGGUUGUACAGACGUGACGUUCUGUCUGGUUCGCUGUGAGAUCACUUGCGCGUUGCGGCGCGCUAACUACUCUUGCCCGGGAAGUCGUGUAUUCAGAAUGGUGGGCGCCGGACCAUCCAUUGAACACUGUGAGAAAAUGAUACAGAUUAUCAGCAGUCGUGUCGAGGAACGGUACAUCAAGCAUUGCGAUAUGGACAUCCCCAUCCAUUGGGCAUCUGCGACAGUUGCCCGCUUAAUCCUCGCAAAGCUCUGGCUGAUUGUCCAUCACCCGAUGACUCGCAAAGACCGCAUCACCAAUGUAUCUCAGGCAACUCGCGAAAGUCUAUUCCUCACCGCAAUUGAAGUUCUCGAGUUCGGACGCCUGCUUGAAUCCGAUCCCAGGACUGCUAAGUGGGGUUGGCUAUUCCACACCAAUAUGCAGUGGCACGGAGUCGCGUUCGUUCUAUCCGAAGUAUGCGUUCGUCCGAUCUGUCCUGUUACCGACAGAGCCUGGAACGCCAUCAACUCACUAUAUUCAGAUUGGACUCGUCAGCCCACUAAUAAGAGAGGCAUGCUCUGGCGACCCCUAGCUGCUUUGAUGAAGCGAGCAGCAGCGACACGGUCCAAGCAACAGGAGGAACUGAGAAACAAAUUUGGACCGAACCCCAUAGCUUACAAAUCUACCCCCGACGACUUCGCCGCCAGCCAUCACCAUACCCUCCCACAAAUCCAUAUGCCGACUGCUUCAGACGCGCAACCCAACCAAACUGCCCCACCGGAUCCGAUGAACGUCGAUCUCACCAACGGACUAUGGAAUACCUUGCAGAACAUCUUCCCCGAUACAAACUUCCUGGCUCCAGAAAACAUCCCCGAGACAAACUCUCUGAGCUGGGAAGAAUGGGACAAAGUCAUGCGCGAUUUCCAAAUGGACGUUGAAAGAGAACAUGAUGCUGGCCCUGCGAAUGGAACCCACGUUACGGAAUGGUUCGCAUAA